This is a messenger RNA of Phytophthora nicotianae INRA-310, 360 nucleotides long. RefSeq lists its product as hypothetical. The record is from RefSeq and is a predicted model, not a curated record. The transcript has a single exon. Lineage: Eukaryota; Oomycota; Peronosporomycetes; Peronosporales; Peronosporaceae. The annotation marks the transcript as partial.
AUGGCCGACCAACAUUCUUCAAGCAAUUCGGAUGAAUCCGACCUCAGCUAUCGCUACUCUGGUAGCCAAUCCGGCGGCUCUCCCGACUCUGGUAUCCACUCCGACGGUCACGACUCUGACAUGAGUGUGGAUACGGUUAUUAUACCGAGUCAAUCAUCCACCUCUGACAGGGACGAGAAUGAUGGUCUUCAAGUUGAAGCUGCCAACAGUGAUGUUGGUGGCGACCUUGUCGACGGUGUUGUCGACGUCCCCUUCAAAAUCGGUGCAGUAUCAAGGGUACUCCUACUCGUACUACCACGGGGAAGACACAAAUCACUACCGCUGCAGCGCUUAUCGACGGACCAAGUGCAACGUGAAGCU